Drosophila elegans is the source of this 4739-nucleotide messenger RNA. RefSeq names its product alpha-2-macroglobulin (gene Tep4). The record is from RefSeq and is a predicted model, not a curated record. Gene Ontology annotation, molecular function: endopeptidase inhibitor activity. Lineage: Eukaryota; Metazoa; Arthropoda; Insecta; Diptera; Drosophilidae. The transcript has 7 exons. Gene Ontology annotation, cellular component: extracellular region. Bases 156 to 4676 code for a protein of 1506 amino acids.
CCAGCCGAACCAGUCCCAGCUCGACUCUGAGCCCCGACGGUUGUAGCCGCGCUAGUCAUAAUUUCCGCAACACUCGGAGCCAGAAUUAAUUUUAUUUCAUUUUAUUUGUAUUUUCCUCCCCUUCCCGCCCCUUUUUGACCACCAACGCUAACAAAAUGCGUCGCGCAGACGCUUUUGCUGUCACGGUUUGUGCGAUUUUGGCCCUGCUGCAGAUGAUGGAACCGGUAAAGGCUGAGGGUAAAUAUACCAUUGUGGGUCCCGGAACCAUCCACUCCCAUCGCGAUUACAAUGUGGCCAUUGCCGUUCACCAGACCAAUGAGCCGGUCACCCUGAAGGUGGGCAUCACCGGGCCCUCCUACAACGAAACCCAGACCGUGGAGCUGGCCAAGUCCGAUGAGUACAAGCAGAUCACCUUCAAACUGCCUCCAUUGGCGUCGGGUGACUAUAAUCUCACGGCCGAGGGUGUCAAGGGUCUGGAGUUCAAGAACUCCACCAAGCUGAACUGGGAGAACUUCAAGCCGUACAUCAAAAUCCAGACCGACAAGGGCAAGUACAAGCCCGGCGAUACGAUCAACUAUCGUGUGAUCUUCCUCAACGAGAACUUGCUGCCGGAUACGGCCGCGGAUGAGGUGGUCGUUUGGUUCGAGGACUCCAAACGGAACCGCAUCAAGCAGGAGAAGCACAUCAAGACCACCGGUGGCGUGUACACGGGAAAAUUCGAACUCUCCGAGUUCGCCACCUUGGGCACUUGGUCUCUUCAAGUGCAGAAUGGCGAUCAACAGACCAGAGAAGGCGGCAUCUAUCGUGGUCGUCAAAGAAUUAUUGGAGGAUUCGGCCCCACCUGGCGUCGGUCGGAUGAACGGGUCAACUUCGAGGUGGAGAAGUAUGUGCUGCCCAAGUACUCGGUCAAAAUGGAGGCCACCAACCAGGUUUCAGUGAGAGAUGGCGAAUUGAACGUGGUCCUGAAGGCCAAUUACACCUAUGGCAAGCCCGUGAAUGGCAAGGUUCUGGUCAAUGUACGCCUGGAUGAGACGAGCGUGUGGGAGAAUGUCGAUGGCAAGACCGUGCGCAAGGACUACCCCGGCCACUCUGUAAUUGGCACCGCCGACAUGGUCGCUGGCAAGGCCAAGUUGACCAUGGACCUGAAGGAGUUCGCCAGCUAUAUGCCGCACAAGUACUCCACUUCGUAUGCCCAGAUUACGGCCACCGUCGAGGAGGACUUCACCGGCGUGAAGCUCAACGAGACGGGCGGUGUCCAACUAUAUCCCUAUCGCUACGAGAUGUCCUGCACGGACUAUAGCACCUGCUUUUCCUUCAAGCCCGACAAGGAGCACGAAAUCGUCUUUAAAAUAACCCUUGUCGAUGGUACACUGCUCACGGACACCAAGUCUGUGGUGAAGGCCAAGUUCACUGAGGGAAUUCGUCGCAAUUAUGGUUUUUACGGCUAUGGAAACAACCAGGAGGAGCCACCACUGCCCAAGAUUGAGAACAAAACUUUCGUGUUCGAGAGCCAUUUGAAUGAGUCCAGCCUGGCGCCUUUCAAGGUGACUCUACCCGAUCUGCCGGACUUGGCCAACUUCACCCGCUAUUAUCAAAUUGAGCUGGAGUUUGCCGACGAGAAGCGCGAACUCUACACCACCUAUCCCUAUAGGGAGCCAAAGAAGGUUGAAAACCCCGAGGAGGAGGAGGUGGAAAAGGAGUGGUUCAAGGCCGAAGUGCAAAGGCCCAAAGACACAUGGAGCCUUAAAAUCGGCCAGGAGUAUCAGGUGACCCUCAACUCCAGUCGUCCGCUGAAAUACUUUGUGUACAACAUUGUGGGACGCGGAAACAUUCUGGAAACGAAGCGAGUGGAGUUAGAGGAGCCCAAGAAAACCGUCAAUGUGACAUUGAAGCCCACCUUCCAAACCUCUCCCCACGGUCGUGUGUACUUCUAUUACGUGGAUGAGACUGGCGAAUUUCGGUAUGCCGAGGAAACCUUCAGCGUGGAUGUGGAGUUGCAGAAUAAGAUCGAAAUCAAGGCGCCCGAGGAAGUGAAGCCGGGUGCCGAUGUCGAGCUGGAGAUCAAGACGUCGCCAAAGUCCUUCGUUGGCCUUUUGGCCGUCGAUCAGAGUGUGCUCCUGCUGGGCAACAACAACGACUUGAACAAGGACUCCUUCAACUGGCGUCUGAAUGGCUACGACACCUCCACUCCUUGGCAGGGUGGCUACUCCUACUUCCCCGGAGAGCGCUCCGGUGUCGUCACGAUGACCAACGCCUACUUCUUCUACAAUCGAACCGCUCCAUUCUACCAAUUACAAGCCUUUGGAGCUGCUGGAGCUGCUGGAACUGGAGGUAGUUUCGCCAUGAGGAAAACCGCGUUGGUACAAGAUAGCCCGAUGUUACACUCAACAACCGCAAUGAUGGGAGCAGCUGCUCCCCAAGCCAUUGGAUUUGCUGAGUCAGGACCGGCAAACCCUGUGGUGCGAAAGAACUUUGCGGAGACGUGGAUUUUCGCCGACAUUGAGAGCACGGAGGAGGAGGUAUUCAAGUGGAUUAAGACCAUACCCGAUACGAUUACCAACUGGGUGGUCACCGGCUUCUCGCUGCAUCCGCUGAAGGGCUUGGGUGUCACGGAUGAGCAGGUGAACAUUAAGACCUUCCAGCCGUUCUUCGUCUCCGUCCGACUGCCAUACUCUGUGAAACGCGGCGAGGUGAUCAAUGUGCCGGCUCUGGUCUUCAACUAUCUGCCCAAGCAACUGGACGUGGAACUGACCCUGGACAACGAGGAUGCUGAGUACGACUUUGUGGAUGCCUCCAAUGAGGUCAUCGGUGACCAGAAGCGUUCGCAGAAAAUCCGAGUGGGUGCCAACGAAGCGGCUGGUGCCUCAUUCCUCAUCCGGCCCAAGGUCAUUGGCAAUAUACUGCUCAAAUUUACGGCCAUCUCACCACUGGCCGGCGAUGCUGUGCACAGGGCGCUGAAGGUAAUCCCCGAGGGUACCACCCAGUACCAGAACAGGGCAUUCUUUGUCAAUCUGAAGGAUACGGGCGAGUUCAAGAACACCUUCGAGCUGGAAGUGCCGGCAGAGGUGGUUCCCGAUUCGGAGCGUGUGGAAUUCGGACUGGUGGGUGAUCUCCUGGGACCAGUGGUCAAGAAUCUGGAGAAUCUCCUGCGAUUGCCCAGCGGUUGCGGUGAGCAGACCAUGUCCAAGCUGGUGCCCAACUACCUGGUCAGGGAUUACCUGAAGAGCAUCAAGAAAUUGACGCCCGCCCUGGACACUCGCAUCAAGCGGAACCUGCAGGAGGGCUAUCAGAAUAUGCUGCAAUAUCGCCACGACGAUGGCAGCUUCAGUUCCUUUGGACCGCACAAGUGGCGGCAGGAGGAUCCGGAACGCAUUGGCUCCACCUGGCUUACGGCCUAUGUCCUGCGUUCGUUUAGCAAGAUCAAGGACAUCGUUGAUCUGGAUGAGCAGAUUUUGGCCAAGGGCUAUCAGUUCCUGCUCACUCGCCAGGCCGAAAAUGGCAGUUUCACGGAAUUGGGCGAAUUUUUCUACAGCUCGCAGAGAAAUCUGCUGACCCUUACGGCCAACUCGCUGCUGGCCUUGCUGGAGGAGGAGAAGCCCAACCAGGCGGCCAUUGACAAGGCGGUGGCCUAUCUGGGCUCCAACACGGCCGAAUCCGUGGAGCUGUUGCCCAAGUCCAUAGCCAUCUAUGCGUUGCAAAGGGCCAAGGCUCCACAAGCAGCCAAACAGGUGGCCGACCUUAAAUCGCUGGCCAAGCAGGAGGAUGAUCGCACUUGGUGGACCGAGGAUCUGGAGAAGCUGUACAAAUCGAAGAACUGCGCACGCUGGUGGUGUUGGGUGUGGAGUCAGGAUGUGGAGAUCACCUCGUAUGCACUGCUCUCGCUUUUGGAAUCCGAGCAGGAGACGGCCGACACGGUGCUGAAUACGGUUCGCUGGCUGGUGGCCCAGCGAAAUAGCUACGGAGGAUUCGCCUCCAGCCAGGACACUGUGGUGGGUCUCACCGCCCUCAUCAAGUUCGCCGAGAAGUCGGGCUACGAGGCGGCCAAGUGGGAGGUGACCGUCUCCAACAAGGGCAAGCGCGAGAAGACCGAGAAGCUGACCACAUCGGAGGAGAACGAUCUGCUGCUCCAGACGGUGGAAUUCCCGCAGGGCACCAAAUCGCUGGAGUUCGAGGCCAAGGGCACUGGCGCAGCUCUCGUCCAGAUAAGCUACCAGUACAAUGUGGUGGAGAAGGAGCCGAAGCCCAGUUUCAAGGUUGAGGCCACUGUUAUACCCGGAGCAUCGCCAGCCAAACUGGAGUUGAACGUUUGCGUGGACUUCGUGGAGGAGGGCAAGUCCAAGGAAUCCAACAUGGCCAUUCUGGAGGUGUCCCUGCCCUCGGGCUACACCGCCGAUCAGGAUAGCUUCAAGGACAUCCGUGACAUUGCUCGUGUCAGGUUGGUGGAGACCAAGAACGGUGACUCUGUGGUGGUCGUCUACUUCGAGAAUCUGGCCAAGAACGAAAACAAAUGCAUUCCCGUCCAGGCCUACAGGACCCAUGCGGUGGCCAACCAGAAGCCGUCCUCUGUGAUCCUCUACGACUACUAUGACACGAACAAGAAGGCCACCGAGUACUACUCCAUCGAGUCGAAGCUUUGCGACAUUUGCGAGGGAGACGAGUGCAAGAGCAAGUGCUAAAGUAUUCAAACCAAACAAUACAUUCUCUUCUAAAAUCAAAUAAAAUAUUGUGAUUAUAAUGUA